AUGCGACCGGAUUAUAUAGCCAGGCUUAUCAUUGCUGAUGAUUUGCGCUUGAAGGACGAGUACAAGGAAUCUCUCAAGCCUCGCCCGAAAUCGACAGUUCCGUCGAAAGAGAAGGUGACGACAUGGUGGAAGACUAUGGAUCCAGUCGACAUGGAAGCAUGGGAGCGGGAUAGGUUUUUGAAGGCGCAGAUUCCUUUCAAGAGGAUGAGACAUGUCGAGGCCGAUGUGAAGGCUUGGAAGAUGCGUCCUGGCAAUAAGUUGCGGCCCGCAUUGGGAGUUCAGCUUAUUGAGCUCAUCGAGAACAGUAAUAAUGUGGUUACAUUGGCGCAUCUGAUGUCACCGUUCUGCUAUGUUGGCGAGCACGCGUUGUUCCGUGGAGACUAUAAGGCCACAGCGGCGGAUAUCUGCGCUAAGGCAGUUGUGAGAUUACGGAAGAAGAAAAUUGAAUCUUGUAUAGUGGUGAUAACUCAAUCCUUGUCUCGACUCACUCUCACAGCUGAAGUCCACAGAGCAUGGGACUCAGUGUUGCUACCAGCCAUAAGCGGCUUGAAAACUAAGGAUCUUGCGAAGCAGGCGGUUCUCCCACCACAUCUCCGUAUGGCGAAGUCAGAAUGCACUGAGUUCGAUCUCGCUGUGCUCAUCUUGAGAGCAUUGGUCCAGUCCGGUUUCUUACCCAGGACUGUCGCCGAGAUCGAGAAACUGUGUCAGCUUCUGGGUAAAAGUCUGAAAUCGGCUAAGUCAGUCAAGGUGCAGUCAGCCGGGAUGUUGGCUAGACUUAUGAUGAGGGCUGAGGUGAACGAUACAGCUUUGAUAGCCCAGCUGCUCAACAGUGUUGAUCGAUGGCAGGAAGAGGGAACGACUCGACGGGAGCUCGCUGUGGCGGGAGGUUCUCUAAUAUUUGCAAGAGCUCACUUCUCACGAGAGCCGCUAAGUAAAAAGGAGCUGAAGGUGGUGGAUGCUUUGUGGAACCGAUGCAAGGACGUUGUGGAUGAUUUGUCCCAGGGUGAGAGACUCCUCCUGUUGAAUGCUAUACAUGCUACGGGCAGCCCUAGCAUACUUGAGAACGAUGCAGACUAUGAGACUGCCUUGAGGAGACACCUUCUACCAGAGUAA
Messenger RNA from Perkinsus marinus ATCC 50983, 1113 nucleotides. RefSeq lists its product as hypothetical. The record is from RefSeq and is a predicted model, not a curated record. The transcript is spliced from 10 exons. The coding region runs from base 1 to 1113 and encodes 370 amino acids. Lineage: Eukaryota; Perkinsozoa; Perkinsida; Perkinsidae.